AUGUCGAAUCCGUCGUUUGAUUCACCUCGACGGUCUGCUGUGUUUGCCCGGCAGCCGGAGGAAUUGCAUAUACCAUCCACAGGUCUGAUCAAUUCGAAUUUGCCCCGUCAGCCUCCUUCCCAUGACUACCCCGCCACUUCAGAGCCGGGUGCAGGCGCUGGCGCAACCCAGGUCCCCUCGAUCAAUGUCCACUCGUCUUCACAGCCCCUGCAGUAUGGGACCGGCAGUGGAAGCAGCAAUAACACUCUACCAGGCGCCUUGACCCCGGGAGGUCAGAAUCGGCCUUCAGCUGUUUCGGUCAAUACAGCUCCCUCGGGCAUCCCCACCUUACCACAGGCAUCGUCGCAACAAGCCAGUCAUCGCUCCAGCAUGAUUAAUUCUCACGGCCACUCCCAGUCGAGCCCAGCUGGAUUUGAUCAGACCAUGUACAAACAACACGGUACGACGGAUGGCACUAAGUAUCCCUCCUCCCCGGGAGCAGGAUAUCCACCUCAAACCCCGCAAGGAUCCAAGUAUUCCCCUCUCGGUUUGGCAGAUGUUCGUCUUCCAGGUGAUCACCUUCUAGGAGACUCACUCAUGAGCCCAGGGGCGCUUCCAUAUAAUGGCGAAUCUCAGGUACCUACCAACAGCAGUUAUCUGGCGCCCUGGCCUAUAUAUGCGGUUGAUUGGUGCAAAUGGCCUAUCUCUGGGAAUUCGAGUUCAUUUGGAGGGAAAUUGGCUCUCGGAAGCUAUCUUGAAGACAAUCACAACUAUAUCCAAAUUGUCGAUACGCACUGGGCUCAGCCUGACCCUGAUACUCCAGACGCUGCCGCAGGAGAGAUCAAGCUUGAAUAUGUGAAAACAGCCGAAGCGACACAUUCGUAUCCAGUUACACGCAUUCUUUGGGAACCACCGUCAUCUCAAAAACAGUCUACCGAUUUGCUGGCAACAUCAGGCGACCACCUUCGUUUAUGGUCACUCCCUAACUCUCAACCUCUGCCAAGUUCAAACACCAUCACACGGCCCCCUAGUCAACGCGAUGCUCUCCCUGCAAAGCUUUCCCCGUUAGCACUGCUUUCCAACUCGAAAUCUCCCGAGCAUACUGCCCCAAUUACCUCAUUGGACUGGAAUACGAUAUCUCCCAGUCUAAUCAUCACAUCAAGUAUUGAUACGACCUGCACAAUCUGGGAUAUCCCAACAUUAACCGCCAAAACACAGCUGAUUGCACAUGACAAAGAAGUAUUUGACGUCAGAUUCUGCGCCAACAGCGUUGACGUCUUUGUGAGCUGUGGUGCGGAUGGCAGUGUUCGAAUGUUUGAUCUGCGAAGUUUGGAGCACAGUACUAUCAUCUAUGAACCAUCUGAAAAGACUGAUAGCAAGCCUGCGGUAAGCCCUGGCAAUGCCAGUCCGUCUGGUCCAGCAGCGGCCGCAUGGCCUCCCCCAUUAUUGAGAAUUGCAGCAUCCCCCCAUGACGCCCAUCUUCUGGCAACAUUCUCUCAAGACUCAAGCGUUGUCCGUGUUCUCGAUGUCCGGCAACCCGGUCAAGCUUUACUUGAAUUGAAAGGUCAUUCCGCUGCUCUUAACUGUGUUGAGUGGUCUCCAAGUCGACGUGGUCACCUCGCUUCUGGCGGUGAUGACAGCCUUGUUCUUAUCUGGGAUCUUAUCAAUCAACACAAUGCGGUUCCCCUUUCCCCUCCUGCUCAUACCGCCGGGGCUCAAUCUACAACCUCUGAGCGUGGUCCUACUGGAGUUUGGCAAUGUGAUUAUGAAGUUUCCAAUAUCAGUUGGUCACCGCAGGGCGGAUCCAACCACUCUGGGAAUCCACGUGAAUGGCUUGGAGUGUGCGGUGGACGUGGAAUCUGGGGCGUUUCGCUCUGA
This is a messenger RNA of Penicillium malachiteum, 1857 nucleotides long. RefSeq lists its product as uncharacterized. Gene Ontology annotation, cellular component: nucleus. Gene Ontology annotation, molecular function: protein binding. The record is from RefSeq and is a predicted model, not a curated record. Bases 1 to 1857 code for a protein of 618 amino acids. Lineage: Eukaryota; Fungi; Ascomycota; Eurotiomycetes; Eurotiales; Aspergillaceae. The transcript is spliced from 4 exons.